This is a messenger RNA of Pistacia vera, 3917 nucleotides long. RefSeq names its product conserved oligomeric Golgi complex subunit 1-like. The record is from RefSeq and is a predicted model, not a curated record. The coding region runs from base 163 to 3348 and encodes 1061 amino acids. Gene Ontology annotation, biological process: intra-Golgi vesicle-mediated transport. The transcript is spliced from 6 exons. Lineage: Eukaryota; Viridiplantae; Streptophyta; Magnoliopsida; Sapindales; Anacardiaceae. Gene Ontology annotation, cellular component: Golgi apparatus; COG complex.
CCAACAAAAGCAUUUCAGAUCUGAAGACCAAGACCAAGACGACGAAGAAGAUUACAAAAACGAUUUCUCUCUGCAGAUCUGAAGCAGAGCUGAGCUGUUGUCUUCCUCACAUUUCAAAUCUGAUGAACGAGCGAGUAAUUCCAUAAUUAUCAUUGUACAAUCAUGAGAGUAUCCUCUGCUUCCACUGCCUCCGCCGAAGACAGGAUCGCCACACUCAGCGGCGGAGGCUACCGAGACGCCGAGUCACUCUUCCGGACCAAGCCGAUAUCGGAAAUCCGAAAUGUUGAACUCACCACCAAGAAACAGAUCCAGGAAAAGCAGGAGGAGUUGCGCCAAUUGGUCGGAACUCGGUACCGAGACCUAAUCGACUCGGCCGAUUCGAUUAUGCUUAUGAAAUCGUCAUGUGAGUCCAUUUCUUCUAACAUUUCUUCAAUUCAUUCACACAUUCUCUCUUUGUCCGCCGAAACCCCCAAAUUGGUUAGCCCUAACCCAAAUCGACUUAAAAUUUACGGCAUUGCGUGUCGUGUUAAGUACUUGGUUGAUACACCGGAGAAUAUUUGGGGUUGUUUGGAUGAAUUUAUGUUUUUGGAGGCGGCGGCGAGGUAUGUGCGUGCCAAGCACGUGCAGUACAUUUUGAUUGAUGUUAAUAAAGAUAUGGAUCAGUUGAAUUUUCCGCUGUUACAACAUCAGUGUCAAAUUGUGGAUAGUUUCAAGGCGCAGAUUUCGCAGAGGAGUCGAGAGCGUUUGUUAGACAAAGGGCUGGGAGUUAAUGCUUAUGCUGAUGCUUUAGCUGCAGUUGCGGUGAUUGAUGAGCUUGAGCCCAAGCAGGUUCUGGGGUUGUUUUUGGAAACAAGAAAAGCUUGGAUUCUGCAAACAUUGGGGAGUACUUUUGCUUCUUCUGAUGUUGUUUCUGUGUUUUGUAAUGUUUUGACUGUUAUUCAGGUCAGUGUAGCUCAAGUAGGGGAGUUGUUUUUGCAUGUACUUAAUGAUAUGCCUUUGUUUUAUAAAGUUAUUUUGGGUUCGCCUCCCGCUUCUCAAUUAUUCGGUGGGAUUCCAAAUCCCGAUGAGGAGGUUAGGUUGUGGAAGUUAUCUAGGGAUAAAUUAGAGGCUAUAAUGGUGACACUUGAAAAAGAUUAUAUUGCCAAGACGUGUUUUAGUUGGUUGAGGGACUGUGGUGGGGAGAUUGUUAGUAAGAUUAAUGGCAAGUUUUUAAUUGAUUCAAUCAGCUCUGGCAAAGAACUUGGAUCAGCUGAGAAGUUGAUACGUGAGACCAUGGAUAGUAAGCAAGUGUUGGAGGGUAGUUUGGAGUGGCUUAAGAGUGUAUUUGGAUCAGAGAUUGAAUUGCCUUGGAGUAGGAUUCGUGAGCUCAUUUUGGAAGAUGAUUCUGAUCUCUGGGAUGAGAUUUUUGAAGAUGCCUUUGUUAGGAGGAUGAAAAGGAUUAUUGAUUCAGGAUUCAAGGACUUGUCCAGAGUUGUGAAUGUUGUGGAGUCCAUUCGUGCAAUAGGAGGGGAUACUUCUGGUGGAGUGAUUGAUUUCCGCACAUACUUGAACAGACCUUCUACUGGUGGUGGGGUUUGGUUUAUUGAACCUAAUAAUAAUGUUAAGAAGGCUGGUUUAGCGUUGGGGCAUAAAGCAUCACACGAAGAGAAUGAUUUUCAGAGUUGUCUCAAUGCCUAUUUUGGUCCUGAAGUUAGUCGGAUCAGAGAUGCAGUUGACAAUUGUUACCAGACUGUCCUUGAGGACCUGCUGAGUUUCUUAGAGUCUCCAAAGGCAUCUCUACGGUUGAAAGAUCUUGCACCGUAUCUACAAAACAAAUGUUAUGAAAGCAUGUCAACCAUCUUGACAGAACUCAAGAGGGAGCUUGAUGAUCUAUAUGCUGCCAUGGAAAAAGGCACACAGGAUGGUCAGUCUUUGGCUUCACCUAUCAUUGUUGAAAAAUCCCUAUUUAUUGGGCGACUUUUGUUUGCUUUCCACAACCACUCAAAGCACAUUCCAGUAAUACUCGGUUCUCCAAGGUUUUGGGGAAAAGAAACUAUGGCUGCUGUUUUUGAUAAAUUGUCACCUCUAUUGAGGCAAUCUGGAGUUGCUACCGAUGCUCCUGAUACCCCUGGAAGGCAAACACCCACUGGCUCCAGAAGACAAAGUUCAGCUGCUACUGCUGCAUUGCUUGGAGCAAAUGAAAGUGCAAGCCCGAAACUUGAAGAGCUUUCUAAACUCACAAGAGAUCUCUGCAUUAGAGCUCACAGCCUGUGGACAUCAUGGUUAUCUGAUGAGCUUUCUGUCAUUCUCUCACGGGAUCUUGAGCAAGAUGAUGGAUUGUCGGCAACAACUCCCUUGAGGGGUUGGGAAGAGACCGUGGUCAAGCAAGAACAGUCUGAUGAGAACCAGUCAGAGAUGAAAAUUUCACUCCCAUCCAUGCCUUCCCUCUAUAUCAUCUCAUUCUUGUGCCGAGCUUGUGAAGAGAUUCAUAGAAUUGGAGGGCAUGUACUUGACAAGUCAAUUCUGCAAAAAUUUGCAUCACAACUAUUGGAAAAGGUCAUAAGCAUUUAUAUGAACUUCCUUUCUGCUAUAGAGGCAAAUGGAUCACAAGUGUCAGAGAAAGGAGUUUUGCAAGUUCUUUUAGACUUAAGAUUUGCUGCUGACGUUCUUUCUGGUUGUGAUUCUAAUAUGAGUGAGGAGUUAUCCAAAAAUCCGAAGUCAAAGUUUUCUUUCAGGCGAAAGCAGGAUCAAAGCCAAACAAAAUCUGCUAUUGGGGAGCGUGUUAAUGGAUUAAUUAAUCGUUUUUCACAAAGAUUGGAUCCUAUUGACUGGCUUACGUACGAGCCAUAUCUCAGGGAGAAUGAAAGGCAAGCAUACCUGCGGCAUGCUGUCCUCUUUGGUUUCUUUGUGCAACUUAAUCGGUUGUAUACAGACACUGUGCAGAAACUGCCGACUAAUUCUGAGUCAAAUAUUAUGAGAUGCUCUACAGUUCCUCGCUUCAAAUAUCUCCCAAUAAGUGCUCCAGCUCUCUCUUCAAGAGCGACAACUAGAACAUCCAUUCCAGCUGUUUCAGAUGAUAUCUCUUCAAGAGGCUUCCUUAAAGCAUAUACAAAUGGAGAGCUUUCUCAAAAUCUUGAUUUGGAUGACAACUCAAGUUUCGGGGUAGCAACACCAUUCUUAAAGUCUUUCAUGCAGGUUGGCAGCAGAUUUGGAGAGAGCACUAUGAAAUUAGGAUCCAUCUUAACAGAUGGUCAAGUCGGCAUAUUCAAGGAUAGAUCAUCAUCUGCCAUGUCGACAUUCGGCGACAUUCUACCUGCACAGGCUGCAGGACUUCUUUCUUCUUUCACUGCAACCAGAACAGAUUCUUGAUCGCCUGUAGUAGUCCGUCAGUCUCAUUUUUUUCUUAGACAUACUUAUUUCGGUGGAGAGGAACACUUCGAAACUUCCAAAACACACUGGAUGCUUUGCGUGUACACACAGGUCACAGGAUGCUUUGCGAGAUAGUACACGUUACAGACGAAGCAAAAUUCAUCGUCAUUUUCAUUUUCAGUUGCAAUGGAACACAGGAACUGAGGUGUUGGAAAAAUGUUCAUCUCCCCGCACCGAAAGGAGAAACAAAGACGCAGAAGAUUGUGAAUCGAGGAAGUCGGACCAAAGAAAAGGUAACAUUUGCAAUCUGUAUUCUGUAUAGACCAAUUUGAGUUGUUGUGAAUAUAGAUACCUUAAAAGAGGAGGAUGUGAUGUGAUGUGAUGUGAUGUGAUGUGAUGUCUGAGAGGGGAGGUUUAGGGUUUUAUCACGUAAAGAAUUCAAAGAGGCAGGAAGGUGUUUGGUGGAAGGGAAAAUUCAUUGGUCAAAAUCAAAUCCCUAAUAAUAGAUUUUCUAUUGGGAAUUUCACCCUUCCUUUUUUUUUUUUUUUUUUUUUAAUUUCCUUUUGGUU